Molecule: messenger RNA, 273 nt
Organism: Sporothrix schenckii 1099-18
Lineage: Eukaryota; Fungi; Ascomycota; Sordariomycetes; Ophiostomatales; Ophiostomataceae
Exons: 1
Coding region: 1-273 (90 amino acids)
Source: RefSeq, a predicted model, not a curated record
AUGUCUGGUGCUGCUCGAGAGUCAAAGACAAUACGAGACGACGAGAUCCAGAAAUACGCAAUCUGUGGGCUGCGAGGAGGCGCGGAGAACAGCUGGUCCGGACGCGAAGGGCGAUCGUGGGUGGGAGAGAGCGUGGAGAAGGCGAGGAACAGUGGCUGCGAAAGAAGAUCAGAAACAGGCGACUGCGAAAAUCCUGGGUCCGUGGCUCAGUACACUGCUUCAAAUCCUGCAGGUCGUGAGGGAGGACGUUGUGAGGUUCAAAAUCGAGGGUGA